Dreissena polymorpha is the source of this 2547-nucleotide messenger RNA. RefSeq names its product solute carrier family 13 member 2-like. Gene Ontology annotation, molecular function: transmembrane transporter activity. Bases 496 to 2283 code for a protein of 595 amino acids. The record is from RefSeq and is a predicted model, not a curated record. Gene Ontology annotation, biological process: monoatomic anion transmembrane transport. Gene Ontology annotation, cellular component: membrane. Lineage: Eukaryota; Metazoa; Mollusca; Bivalvia; Myida; Dreissenidae. The transcript has 15 exons.
CAGUUAGAAGAUACAAGACUAGUGUGUGCUGCUCAAUCACAUCCUCUCUAUUGUUACAGUUCAUUGGUAGUUUAUCUGAGUAAAACAAACACGUGCAGAGGUCAUACAGAAUGUGCUAUGAAUUUAAUGUGAUACAUUGGUCUUCAUACCGCAUGCUGUUUACGUGCACGUUUACUGUGCGUUUUAAUAACUACUUAUAUAAGUUAAGAAAAGAAAGUUCUGAACACACAUUAUAAAUUAAAGUUGAAACAAACUUAUUAUAAGACAUUGCUAGAAUCGCCAAUUUUGUGGAUUUUUGCGAAUAAUUGUGUGAAACUAAGACGGACUUACGAAGAAAAGCUUGAAUCGCUUAUAUUUCCGUAAAUUUCCUCGAGGAAUACACCAGCUCUAACCAGUGCACGUUAACGGGAUAUUUAAACAAGCACCUAUCGGUAUUCGCUCCUGGUACAUCUCUUGUUUGGACGUUUUCCAUACACGUCAGACGUGACGUCAUCAAUGGCUAUCCUGCGGACUCUAUGGACCCUACGCACUGUUCUGGUCAUAGUGCUGACCCCUGUCCUGCUUUCGCCACUUCUUGUGUACGGCUCAAAGCAAGGCGCAGCGGGGUUCUGUCUUCUCCUUAUGGCAAUCUACUGGCUCACUGAGGCGUUCCCUAUCGCUAUCACGGCGCUACUUCCGGUACUGCUGUUUCCAGUCACCGGCAUCAUGACGGGAAAACAGGUGUCCGCAACGUAUAUAAACGACUCUUCUAUGCUGUUUGUUGGCGGCCUGAUCAUGGCGGUGGCUAUCGAGCAUUGGAACAUACACAAGAGGAUCGCACUGAAGAUACUCAUGGUCAUUGGUACUGAGCCAAACAGGCUGAUGCUGGGGAUGAUGCUGCCCGCCUGGUUCCUCUCCAUGUGGACCAGUAACAUAGCAACCAGCGCCAUGAUGAUGCCCAUCGCUGACGCCCUGCUUCACGAGUUGCAGAAGGGAGAGUGCGAGCUCGAUGCGAAUGAACAUGAUAAUGCAUGUGCAUCUGAUUCCAAUGGUUAUGGCGCAUGCGCUGAAAGAGAAUUGAAUAAAGCGGACGAACCCUUUCACGCCUCAAACCAUUUGUCAAUGACAGAAAGUCAGGUGAACAGCGAACUUGGUAGUGAUUCAAGAGAAGUCACCGAACCGUGCAAAGAAAAAGCGCCUUCUCGGGAGCACCUUCAGAUGGCCAAGGCGCUUACAAUCAGCAUCGCCUACUCCGCCAGCAUAGGGGGCACCACCACCCUCACCGGAUGUGCCUCCAAUAUCAUCCUCAAAGGCAUGGCGGAUCAGAUAUUCAAGGAGAAAAGGUUGGACUCCGGCCUGUCAUUCGGCACGUGGCUUGUGAUCGGUUUCCCCGUGUCUCUCAUCAUCUUCAUCGCCAUGUUCCUCUGGCUCAUCUUCUACUUCCGUGGAUGCAGCUGCUUUACUAAAACUGGAAAAACGUCCGGAAAACUUCGGCACUUUAUCAAACAAGAGUAUAUAUCUCUGGGUCCAAUCCGAUUUCCCGAGGUGAUGGUGAUCUCCCUUUUCCUGCUCCUGGUUGUACUGUGGGUAUCACGUGACCUGGGCGGGGCCGGUGGGUGGGGUAACCUCUUCAAAUCAGAUUACGUGACGGACUCGGCUGCCCCGACCCUGGUGGCUGCUCUGCUCUUCCUUAUACCCGCCAAUCUGCUCGACUUCUUAAAAACAAAGGGUCGGCCGGUGGCGGUGAAGCCGCUACUCACGUGGCGUGCAGUGAACGACAAGGUUCCCUGGGGGCUCUUCCUGCUGUUCGGUGGAGGAUUCGCACUCGCUCAGGCUUGCAAGGUUUCAGGGUUGUCCGAGUCCAUCCGCGACGCGCUGACGGUGUUUCAGGAACUUCCGGUGUGGCUCACCAGCUUCCUGGUGGCUCUGAUAACGUCGAUGAUAACGGAAGUGGUCACCAACACCGCCACGUGCACGCUCGUGCUGCCCAUCAUAUCACAACUGGCGUUGGGCAUAGGCGUCAACCCACUCUAUCUCAUGAUACCCACGGCUGUGGCGACGUCAUACGCGUUCAUGUUGCCAGUAGCAACGCCUCCUAACGCCAUGGUCUACUCCAUGGGCUAUUUCUCUAUCAGCGAGAUGAUGCGCUGUGGAUUCAUCCUGAACCUCGUAUCAGUCCUGGUUCUCACACUGGGAGUAAACACGUGGGGAGCACAGUACUUCCGGUUGGCACAUCUUCCCGCGGAAUUCAUCACAACAACAACAACAACAACCGGAUAUGUAUCGACGAUGUCCGACUUUUAAUUCUUCGGUCGGAUUUUGAGGACUUAUUAUAGUUGGACACUGAUCUACUGCUGAUAUUAUGUUUUCAAAUCGGAAAUGUUCGCCCGUAACAUGUUACAUAUUCACUAUGAUACUCAGUAUCCAUGUUGACUUUAAACCCAAACCGCCCCAGUCUAAAGUGAUCCCCCCCCCCCCUAAAAAAAGAAGAGAAAGAACCGGCCCCGAUUUACAUUAUGUAUUAUUCAUGUGACCAUGUUUGUUCUAUUAAAAGAUCUAUCAUGUUAA